ACUUUAUAUUUUCCAGUGAUUUAUUUAAUCUGUAUUUUGUAGAGUUCACGAAAGAUUGUUGUGAGUCAGACGAUUUGUCGGCUUUAUAAGAAAUUUAAUAUUUUCAUGCUGAUAAAUAAAUAAUGUAAAAUGGCUAUUAACUUAGAUAAACACAAGCCUGCGCUUGUUGCAGCAUGGAAAGAUGUAUUGGACGAGAAAAGUGAGACUGACUGGGCACUAUUUGGUUAUGAUGGACUAACAAAUGAUCUCAAAUUCAUCAGUAAAGGAGAUGGAGGGUUGACGGAGCUUGUUGAUGAGUUCAAUAGUGGAAAGAUACAAUAUGCCUUCCUAAAAGUUGAUAUUCCAAACAGCAGUAUAUCUAAAUAUGUUCUUAUCAACUGGCAGGGAGAAGGGGCUCCUACCGUUCGUAAAGGCACAUGUGCGAACCACAUUAAGCAGGUUGCCCAAUUCUUUCAUGGUUUCCACACAACUAUGCAUGCAAGGACGGAAGAUGACUUAGAUGAGAAAAUUAUAUUGGACAAGUUGGCGAAAGCUGGCUCAGCUUUUAACUUCAAGUCAAAUAGGAAUGAGGACUUGCCACCCAGUGGACCAGUGGGAACUGCAUAUCAGAAAGUCAACCCAGUUCAAGAAAUAAACUCAAAAGAAAGGGACCAAUUUUGGAUGAAAGAAGAACAAGAAGAGAAAAAACGAAUUGAAGCGGAGAGGAAGAGGAGAGAAGAGGAAAAGAGGAAAGCGGAAGAAGAAGUUAGGAGAAGAGAUGAGAGGGAGGCUGCCAAACGGGACCAAGCAGAACAACACAUACAAUAACAAGUCUCCGUGUCCGUGUGCAGGGUGCGCGAGGCGGGUGGGGCGGGCGGGGCGGGUGCGCGCGGGCGGCCGGCGGAGGCGCGCGAGCUGAUCGGCGCCUCCACGGCGGCGGCGCGCGCGCUCUUCCAGCGGAACCUGGCGCAGGGACAGAUACAGAACAGAUCGUCAUCUAACACACCAGAAAAACCAAUCAGGAGCUCGGUGAUAGCGCAACGUAUAAACGCGUUCUCGCAGAACACGUCGUCGCAGCCCUCAUCACCUGUCCACGUCAAAUCACCGAGCAUAGACAAAAUAGUACCCACCAUAGACACAGUCACGCCGACCAUAGAUACACAGUUACCAAUCACAGACAAACUUCCCCCGACCAUAAACAACAAAGCCGACAAUACGGACUCGCAGAAGGAGACGCUGCAAGACGACGCAGAACAACCAAAGACAAGCCCGCUUAAGAACAUAGACAAGAUUAAAAUGAGUUUAGAGAGUCCGUCGCAGAUACAAUACGAACCGAUCAUAGACCCGUCAGUAGACCUAAGUCCUAGCACUGAAAAUGAACCCAACUCGUUCAGCGCUAUAAAUUACACCGAAUAUCAAGAUUAUAGGGAUCUGAAGCAAUGCGAACCAAUGAUCAAACAGAACAUUCUGGAGAAUGAUAUUUUCGACGCGUCUUACUCGAGUUCGAAUGAAAAUGAUGAUGACGAUUCUGAUAAUAAGUUUAGUACGAUAAAGCGAUCGCCGUACAGUAAGAAUAAUGACGCGGAGCUCAGCAGGCAGAAUACGGUUAUUGAGAAUGUUAAUUACAAGAAAGAGAACGGCGCUACACACGAAGAUGUAUCUCCAGAGACGAUGGAAGAGAGUUCGAUUUAUGAAGACUUAGAUGAUGAUCCCGGACUCACUGCAAGAGCUUUGUAUGAUUAUCAAGCAGCGGAUGAAUCCGAGAUAACAUUCGAUCCGGGCGACAUAAUCACGCACAUUGAACAAAUAGACGCGGGUUGGUGGCAAGGGCUCGGGCCGCAUGGUGUCUUUGGCCUGUUUCCCGCCAACUACGUCGAGUUGCUACCUUGUAGUCCACGCUAAAU
Molecule: messenger RNA, 1883 nt
Organism: Zerene cesonia (dogface butterfly)
Lineage: Eukaryota; Metazoa; Arthropoda; Insecta; Lepidoptera; Pieridae
Gene: Abp1
Product: drebrin-like protein B
Exons: 9
Biological process (GO): positive regulation of axon extension; postsynaptic actin cytoskeleton organization; positive regulation of dendritic spine morphogenesis
Cellular component (GO): dendrite; actin filament; site of polarized growth
Molecular function (GO): actin filament binding
Source: RefSeq, a predicted model, not a curated record